This is a messenger RNA of Pseudogymnoascus destructans, 2841 nucleotides long. RefSeq names its product GTPase activating protein (gene GYP7). Gene Ontology annotation, biological process: activation of GTPase activity. The coding region runs from base 158 to 2719 and encodes 853 amino acids. Lineage: Eukaryota; Fungi; Ascomycota; Leotiomycetes; Thelebolales; Thelebolaceae. The record is from RefSeq and is a predicted model, not a curated record. The transcript is spliced from 3 exons. Gene Ontology annotation, molecular function: GTPase activator activity.
AUCACGCAGCACCCUCUAAAUUUAAACUCAAACAGGGUCCAUAGAAGCUCUCAUACGAACAUGAGCAGACUAAAAGUGUAUAACUUCAUUUAAACAUUCGAAGCCGCCAACCCCAUCUGAAUACAACAGAGCUCUAUAGCUCUUAAGCCAAGGCACAAUGACGUCGCGCAGCGAACCCUUCCCACCAUCCCCGUCAGCCUCGUUCUACGCCCUCAGCGACGAUGAGGAAGGGGACUAUAAUACGAUAACACAUACAAGCUCUGGGCGGGGUGUAAAGCUUCUUUACUCAAAAAGCAAGGUUUACAUUCACCCGACCCCAUCAGCAAAAGAUAAUAUUCCUGGGUACAUCGCUCUAUUACAACAGAAGACGCCCCAGCUAGAGCGUCCAACGUCGUCAUCCUCAUCGGCCUCCAAAAAGAGCACCGUUGCUCCAUCCCUCUUACUCGCAUGGCUUCCCGAAAGCUCCCUCGGCGAUUCGCGAGACAUAUACGUCAAGGUUGACCUCUCAGAGGGGGACUCUCCACCCAAGCAGUCAUACCUAGUCCCUCCUCCGCCGACUGCGACUUCCCACGGGCCUACUGUCGGGCCCUAUGCGUUUGCCAUACCCGUCAGCGAGAUUUAUUCUCUGCUUGUCCGCCCCCCAAGUCUAGGAUGGUGGUUUGGAAGUGUUAUAAUCAACAGCCGAGCAGGCGACAGUUUUCCCGCUCUAUUCUUCCACGACAGCGAGUGUCAGUCCACUAUACUGCAGAAGAAGCGGAGAACACGGGAAAGUUUUGAUCCAUUCGGCGCGCAUGGUGAGAUGUUCUGGGGCGGCGACGAAGUCCUCCGGUGGAUCAAGAGAUAUGUGACGGUUGAACGGAGCGGUGCCGAACCUAAUAUAUACCUUAUUGAGCCUAGUAAGGAGGACAAAGAGGCGUUUGGUGAGAAUCCUGUGACAGACAGCAUAGUACGGAGGGCGUCCAACUCUGCCGGCUCUGGUAUGCGCAUCGGCGGCGCGCGGGGUGCUGGCUUUGGCAGCCGUGAAAGAUCUUCGUCGUCGAGAGAUGACGGCGGUAUGGAUCCGGUCACCAAAUUGUUAAAAGAGACAGGGUGGAACAUCAUGAAUCAGUUCAGCAAGGUUACGACGUUUGCCAGAAGAACUGCCGAGACUGUGGUUGAAGAUAAUAGAAUCCCUCCACAGAUGAGGAGACUUUUACGGAACCCCGAGGUUCAGACGAUUCAAGAGGAAUUUGAUGGUGCCAGGGUAUAUCUUGCUCGUUGGGCAAUGGGGAUACAAGAACAGAGCGAAAGAGACCGGAAUCAGCGAAUAUGGACCGCGAGAGAUGUUCUUGAAAUGGAGGAGACAGGUGUGGGAGAAUUUGAACUGCUCGAUACGGAGAUGACAGGCCUGAGUAUGAAACAGAAGAGGAAGCCUGUCACACUUACAGAGUGGAAAGGAUUUUUCGACAAAGCUACUGGAAAACUAAGUGUUACCGUUGAUGAGGUUAAAGAACGUAUCUUCCACGGCGGCCUCGACACAGAAGACGGAGUCCGGAAGGAAGCAUGGUUGUUUCUCUUGGGUGUCCAUCGCUGGGACAGCUCUGCAGAUGACCGCAAGGCAGAAAUAGCAAGCUUACGUGACGAAUAUGUCAGGCUCAAGGGUGCUUGGUGGGAGAAGCUUGAGAACCUCGGUGGAUCCGGUGAAGUUGGGGAGUGGUGGAGGGAGCAACGGAACCGCAUCGAGAAAGAUGUUCAUCGCACCGACCGAAAUGUGCCAAUCUUUGCCGGCGAAGACACUCCCCAUCCAGACCCGAAUUCUCCAUUCUCUGAAGCCGGCACGAAUGUCCAUCUUGAACAGUUGAAAGACAUGUUGCUCACCUACAAUGAGUAUAAUCAGGACCUUGGAUAUGUCCAAGGAAUGUCCGAUCUUCUGGCUCCAAUCUACGCUGUUAUGCAAGAUGACGCUGUUGCGUUUUGGGCGUUCACGAAGUUCAUGGAUCGGAUGGAACGAAACUUCCUUCGCGACCAGUCGGGAAUGCGUGCACAGCUCCUUGCUCUCGACCAUCUUGUUCAGCUCAUGGACCCAAAACUCUAUCUUCACCUUCAAUCCGCCGACAGCACCAACUUUUUCUUCUUCUUCCGGAUGCUCCUUGUCUGGUAUAAGCGCGAAUUUCCUUGGCUUGAUAUUCUUCAUUUAUGGGAAGUGUUGUGGACGGAUUAUCUUUCGAGCAAUUUCCAUCUCUUCGUUGCUCUGGCGAUCCUUGACAAGCACCGGAGCGUUAUUAUUGAUCACCUCAAGCAGUUCGAUGAGGUAUUGAAAUAUGUCAACGAACUCUCCAACACGCUCGAUCUGGAAGCUAUUCUCAUCCGUGCUGAAGCACUCUUCCGCCGCUUCGAGCGCACACUUGAGUCCAUAGACAAGAAAUCAAACUUUCCAACUCCUCGAUUACGCCAAAGACCAACCCUUAAUCCACGAUCAAGCUCGUCUCCAUCCAAUCCACCAACCGGAAGAACGAGCGGGACCGACACCAGCACGGCGGCGGCAGAGGCUAAUGCCCCGAAUCCCAAGGGCAAGGAUAAAACUGCGGGCCCGGAAUCAAGCGCUAUUCAGCAGCGAAAAAUCGUUAGUCCUGAACUGAGGUUCCUGUUGUCCAGGAAGGUAGAGGUACUGCCGAGAAAGAUCGUGAGAAAGAAGGGAGAAGGACUGAAGGGGAAGGACACGGUCGAGGGUUCAACAUAGAUGACACGAGUAAGGGCAUGGCGUGGAUGGAAAGGUGUUACUUGAAUUUACGCGUUUUAAUGAGCACUGGGUUGUACUUAGCUUUAUAGGAGGCAGUUAAAUCUAUACAGGCAAUAAUAGGC